Molecule: messenger RNA, 2235 nt
Organism: Punctularia strigosozonata HHB-11173 SS5
Lineage: Eukaryota; Fungi; Basidiomycota; Agaricomycetes; Corticiales; Punctulariaceae
Exons: 2
Coding region: 60-1373 (437 amino acids)
Biological process (GO): regulation of DNA-templated transcription
Molecular function (GO): zinc ion binding; sequence-specific DNA binding
Source: RefSeq, a predicted model, not a curated record
CGCACUCUGGUCUCUUGCAUUGCUCGCCGUCGCCGUAUUCUUAUUCCUGUAUAAACCUCAUGGACCCCGUCACGUUUGACUACUACUCGGACUCGUCUGCGCCCCGCACCCCGUCCCCCCGCUCCUCCGUCUCCUCAGAGGGCGUGCCGUCACUGGAAGACAUGCACCCGUACCAGCACUCCCCCGCCGCAUACAAGCCCUCCUUCGACCUCGAUCCCCUCCGCAACAUCCUCGCAGACCAGGCCCGCGACGAUCCCAUGGCCGCCUACCACCCCGCCCACGUCGUCUACGCCGGCAACCGCGGCUCCCUCCUCCAGGAGCUCUACGAGCAGGGCAUCCCCGAGGACGCCCCCCACCCCCACCACGACAUCUACCUCCCGGCCGCCCAGUCCGCGGAGCCCUACCACGGCAACGAGUGGGCCCGCAUGUCCCCGGCCUCCCACCUCGACCACCACCAGACGCUCCCGCCCAUGCGCUCCCCGCACGACUACGGCAUGGUCCGCAGGAACACGUUCCCGUACGCUCGCCAAGAGCGUCCGGACCACUACCCGGAGCAGGUCCAGUUCCAGGAGCACGGGCCCAUGCUCGGCCAGCCCAUGUACGGCGAGCCCAUGUCCCUCCACGGCUCCCCGCACAUGCCCCUCACCGCCGAGCCGGCGGAGAUGUACCUCGCCGGUGGCAUGCACCCGUCUCCGCACGCGUCCUACCGCGAAUUCUGCGACGACGGCGCCGUCAAACUCGAGGAGCCGUCUCAGGUGAUCGUGCCCUCCCAAGCUGCGCCCUCCGCCUUCUACCGCCCGCCGAGCCAGCAGGGUCAAGUCGUCGGCAUGCACCCGCAUCACAUGGCGCACGCGCACUCGCUCCCCGUCCCGCCACCGCCGCUUUCUUACCUCUCUCCGCAUACCGGCCUGCCCGUCCAGCACACGGAUGACGCUGCGAGCAAGGAGACCCAGUACCUCCGCCGCCGGUGCUUCAACUGCCACACCACCGAGCCUCCGAGUUGGCGGCGUUCGACGCUCAACCCGGGCAAGAUCGUCUGCAACAAGUGCGGUCUGUACGAGCGCACGCACCUCCGUCCGCGCCCGCUCCGCUUCGAUGAGCUCCGUGCGGGCAACAAAGCGCGCAAGGGGUCGAAGGGUGGUGCUGCUGCCGCUGCGGCGCAGCAAAACGGUACCGCGCCUACCAGCCCGAAACGCGCGGUGGUGAAGAAGGAGCCGCGCGAGUACAACGUCGGCGUCCCCGCACCCGCGGCAGAGGGUGGCGCGAUGGCCAUCUCCCGCCGAAGCUCGAUCUCCUCCGCCUCGUCCGCCAGCGGCACCAGCGACUGGGAUGACAGCGGUACGUCGUCCCCCGCCCUCGUCGCCGUUUGUUGAACGUGCGACUCAUCAAAAUCGCCCCUCUCUGCAGUGUCCGUCUAUUCGUCUGCGUCCGGUUCGACGCCUCCUAGCGUGUACAGCUCGCCGUCCGCGCCCGCGUUCCACCUCGGCUCUCGCGACUCGCAGUCGGCCAGCCCCACGCCGAUGGGCAUCCGCCUUCCCGGCGCGCCUCUUUCCGAGAUCGCGUCGCUCCAGGGCGAGCAGCAGCAGCAGCAGGCGUACUAUGAGCAGACAGUCGAGACGACCCCGACGAAGAGCCCGAACAUGUCUCAGGACGUGAUGGCCCGGCAGUCGCAGGAACAGACCGCCACCGUCGCAUAGACGUUCCAUGGGGUUUUACAGCCCGUCCCUCCUUUACGUCUGGCGACCCGAGGCCGCCGUCCGCUCCUUUCCGCACGCACAUCAACGACCAUUUCUCUCGGCUUCCCACUUAUCUAUCUCAUCCACUCGGAAGGCACCUAGCGCCGCUGAUUACUAUUUAUUGUGCUACAUGAAAACGCCACGAUCGAGGAGGAGGGGGGGAAGAGCUCGCAGGGAAGGAAUAUCACCAGCAGGGGAGCACAUCCGCACGACCAACGCCGCCCGCGCCUACCAACCUGGAAAAACCGUGUACUGCUACUAUCUAUAUCUCACGCACAACAACCGCUUGGCUUGGUCCCUCCGCACGUAUUCUUUAUACCACAUCAUCACCCAGACCACCCGCGCUUUUACUUAUAUUUAUCCCCUUCGUCCUCUGACUUUUCGCCGCCACCACCCCCGCCAUGCCAAAAGGUGGUAUUUGACGUCGUCGGACUUUGCGCGCUCUAUCACCCACACCACAUACCACUGCUCCCCUGCAAUUGUCGCAUCGCCCCCCUUC